CACCCCGGGAUCUGGCGUGGCGCAUGGGCCCCGACGCUCGGGCCCGCGAGCUCCUUUCUCCGUCGCCGCUCCAGGACGCGGCCUCGGGGGAGCCCUACCGGGACGGAGCCGCGGGGCCUGCGACUUCCCCGGAGCUGGCCUGAGGGAUUCUCCUGUCCAUGGCUGCCACCAAAACUUCGAGUUAUGAUGAACAUUUCAGGCCAGAAAAGUUAAGAGAAUGGCCGGAGCCCGAGUCCGUUUCUUUAAUGGAGGUAUUAGCUAGAGAAGACAUUGAUGAAGCAGUACGUGCAAUAUUAUUUAGAGAAAAUUCCAUUGUGAAGAGAUUGGAUACGUAUUUUCAGCAUCUGGAUACUUUUAAGGAAAGAAGAAAAGAGAUGUUACAUAAAAAAUGGGUUGAAAGUGUUGCAGAGCCUCUUCAGCAGAGAAUUAUGGAAAAAGUAAUUUCGUAUAAAGAGCUUAAAAUGAAACAAGAGAAUGUCAAAUAUUAUUUACAGCACAGACAUAAAAUGGUUACAGUCCCACCAUUUGUUGAUCCUCUGUUUCAAAGACAGCAAGAGGUGGAUGAAGAGAGGAGAACUGGUCUUCAGUGUGAGACAGGAAAACGACAUUCCAUAAAAGAACUUAAAGGAAUAGAGAAGGCCAGGCUGCAUGCCAGCUCGCCCUACUUCACUUUCACUUCACACUGUGUGAUUCCAAAAGAGUGGCAUAAAGCCUCUGCAAGAGCCAGGAGUAAAAUUUACAAAUACAGUCCUGAAAAGCUCAUCUGUGCAGACAAGAAACAGAAAAGAAAAGAGAAAAAGAUGGCCGACCUAAGUCAGGCUGCGUUUGAAAGGCAGUUCCUUUCCUCAAAGCUCAGCCGGAAGAACAAAGUGGGUGAAAGAAAGGGUCUGGUGAGCAGAGGCCUGGGGCAGGGCUGGCAUGCAGGGCUUUGCAGCACCCACGAGCAGCACGUGCUGGUUCCAGAAUGAGCCACCGCCACAGCCCUCCCUGUCAGACAGGCACCCAAGGGCGGAGGAGGCAUGGCCCGAGAAGAAGGGCGUGAAGAGGAGGAGGGAGAAAUGGCGGUGGCCUCAGGCUCAGCACUGCAGCUCUGACAGGGCCCCUCGGGCGGGGAAGCCUUGCGUGAAGAAACUCAGACAAGUGGUAAAUGUGGGACCUGGACCCCACUUUCCGGAGACAGAUCCUGUCCUUCCGAGGUGAGGGCCAACCUGGCCACAGGGGCUUUUCCCCCUGAGAUUUAUUCAGCGCCUUCGCCCGGGCCUUUGCCCUUCUGCCACUUUCCUACCAUUUUCCACUUGCUCCAUCCAAACUGCACCAAAACUGGUGUUCUCCUUAGUCCACACACAACAGGUGGGAAGUUUUUGAAAUGAAAUUUAUACCAAAAAAUUAGGGCAAGAUGAGAUUUUUUGAUAUUUAAAAGGUAUUUUUAUAUGUAGGAAUUUUCUGAGUACGGAUUUCUUAUCCAGAGCUCAUGGUUCAUUUGACACAGUUUUCAGCUCCUGGUCUAUUUCCCGUUCCAUUCUCUCCACCACGCCCUGUACCCUGAGGCCUGAGGCGCAGGACCCUCCCAGGGAAGGCCUAGGGGGCUUGGUGGGCCACCGCUCAGCUCAGGACCUGACAGCGUCACUCCCACCCCUCACCACCACACACACAGGAUGGGGGACUGCUGCUGCUUUCCAGCCUGUGAGCCUGGAUAGGUAUUUUGUGACCCAGCUCCUGCUCAGUCCCAUCGCUGUCCCCGGUCUCUCCAGGGAGUAAGGGAUUCUCCGUCUGUGGUAAGUUACCUGUGACUCUUCAGCAGUUUCCUCUGAGCAUAAUUAUAUCUGAGAGCACAGGGAGCUCCUCAUUCCGUAUAUUUUUCAAAUAUUCAGGAUGUACAACGUGAUGAUUUGCUAUAGGUAUUCAUUGUGAAAUGUUUGCCACAGUCAAGCUUGUUGACAUACCCACCAGCUCACAUUUACUGUUUUCAUGUGUGUGGUGAGAAUACUCACGAUCUACUCUCUGAGCAAAUUGCAAGUAUAUGUUAUUAGUAACUGUA
Gorilla gorilla gorilla (western lowland gorilla) is the source of this 2038-nucleotide messenger RNA. It is a transcript of the gene FAM228A, whose product is annotated as family with sequence similarity 228 member A. Bases 159 to 968 code for a protein of 269 amino acids. The record is from RefSeq and is a predicted model, not a curated record. Lineage: Eukaryota; Metazoa; Chordata; Mammalia; Primates; Hominidae. The transcript has 7 exons.